Colletes gigas is the source of this 1144-nucleotide messenger RNA. RefSeq names its product pyrimidodiazepine synthase-like. Gene Ontology annotation, biological process: glutathione metabolic process. The coding region runs from base 193 to 951 and encodes 252 amino acids. Gene Ontology annotation, cellular component: cytoplasm. Gene Ontology annotation, molecular function: glutathione dehydrogenase (ascorbate) activity; glutathione transferase activity. The record is from RefSeq and is a predicted model, not a curated record. NCBI's taxonomy places the organism in Eukaryota, Metazoa, Arthropoda, Insecta, Hymenoptera, Colletidae. The transcript has 5 exons.
UUAAAAGUAUAAAAAUACCAGUAGACAUAUGUAAACUCGAGAGAAAGACUUUACCGGAAUUACAUCCAAGUAACCUACGCGUAGAAACCUUGAACAGUCUCGUCAAUGUUAUUAGACUGUUUAGACUACAAGGAAAUAUGAAACAUUAUUGAGUGAAAGGUGAAUUGCACGUUUGAACGUAGAAAUUAUCGAAUGCUUCCGACUGACGAUUCAACCAGGAUGACGAUGAGUUCCAAACAUCUAGCUGCUGGAUCUGUUGCCCCACCCCUUAUACCUGGAAAAGUACGUUUAUAUAGUAUGCGAUUUUGUCCGUACGCACAAAGAAUUCAUUUGGUACUAGACGCAAAAAAUAUACCAUACGAUGUUGUUUAUGUUAACUUGGUCAAUAAACCUGACUGGUUGUUGGAAAAAAGUCCCUUGGGUAAAGUUCCUUGCAUAGAGUUGGAAGGAGGAGAAACUUUGUACGAGAGUCUUGUUAUCGCUGAAUAUUUAGAUGAUGCAUAUCCACAAAAGAAACUGUACCCUAUUAAUCCUCUAGCUAAAGCUAAGGAUAAGUUAUUGAUCGAUAGAUUCAACUCUGUUAUAAGUACUAUAUACAAGCUGUACAUUGCCACAUCUAUACACCGUGAUGUAUUCGAGGAUGCGCUAGCUGGUCUAGAACAUUUUGAAAAGGAACUUGCUAAAAGAGGAACACCUUUCUUUAACGGUGAUUCCCCUGGAAUGUUGGAUUUUAUGAUAUGGCCAUGGUGGGAAAGGUCAGAUAUGAUGAGAGUUUUACGCGGAAAUCAAUUUGUUAUACCUCAAGAUCGUUUCAAAAGAUUGUUGGAAUGGAGGUCCGCCAUGAAAGAAAACUCUGCAGUUCAAAACAGUUACUUGGAUACCGAAGUACAUGCUAAAUAUAUGCAAAGUCGCCUUGCUGGAACACCACAAUACGAUUUGAUUACUGCUUAAAUUAACAUGUUUUAACUUUCUCUGCAAGAUUAAUAAUAUAUUGCAUCGUUAACAUUGUCCGCAACAUUGCCAGUGAUCUAAUUGAUACUAAUCUUUGAAUGUACAGGAAUAUUCGUUAUAAGACUCAAAUAAAGAAAGCAUUUCUUUUUUCUAUUAUUUGCAUAGUAAUAUUGACAAUUGCAAUUUAUUUCGU